AACACUUCCAAGCGCAGUGCUGCUCCUCGGUGAGAAUGAACUUCGCACCCCGAAUGAAAACGUAAAACAGAUCCAAACCCAUGAGCUGCUUAAGAGACACAACGAUGAUGAGAAGCUCGUGAAAGUCAUUCAUCAGGGUUCGGCGUUAGUCAUGGAUGACCCUUCAUCUAUCACUGAUCCGGUGCUGGUUAGACACAUAGCGCACUGAUUGGACGCAGCGGGGGGACCAGACGCGCUUCACAUCCACCGCCGAGCCGGAUCCAGCGCUGAGGAAACACACUCUUGCGCGAAUUAUCUGUAUACUCUCGCAGCGCUUUCAGGUAGACAUGCACGCGCGCACUCCCGGCUUUGUUGUAUCUCUGUGAGGAAACAGCGGCUGCUCGCGUAACUCCGUAUCUCGGUGUAUCUGGACGGUAGCGGCUGAUAUUCGGCGUAUACGCACAUGAGUGCUGGACACAUCGAUCACCUCCGACCGAUCUCCACCGUUUGCUCUUACAUUCAGAGAGGAGACAGAAAUAUCAGUCUGUCAACAUCUGAGUGACUCUCGCGCUCUCCGGACUAUGUCGUUUUGACGGGAGCUGCUGUUUGAAGCGAGUUGAGGAGGACUUGUUUCGCAAGAAACAUCUCUCUGUUUUGUCUUUCCCUGAAGAAGUUGAACGUCGUUUAGUGAAGUUUUCUCAAUGGGAUGCUGAAACACAUCAACAUCAGGUAGACAACAGUAAGCUCACAGUCGGGUGGAGCCUGUGACGAGCGAGCUCUCCAAUUGGUUGCCGUGUUGCGUUUCCCCGCGUCAUGCGGACAGGAUGGAUGUGAAAGAACGCAGGCCCUACUGCUCACUGACCAAGAGCAGGAGAGAGAAAGAGCGCCGCUACACGGGCUCAUCCGGCGACAGCGAGGACUGCCGCGUGCCCACCCAGAAGACCUACAGCUCCAGCGAGACGCUCAAGGCCUUCGACCACGACUCCUCACGCCUGCUGUACGGAGGCCAUGUCAAAGAGAUGGUCCACCGAGAGGCAGACGAGUACAGACGCCAAGGGCAGAACUUUAACCUGAGGCAGCUGGGAAUAUGUGAGCCAGCCACACGCCGUGGCCUGGCCUUCUGCGCAGAGAUGGGCCUCCCCCACCGCGGCUUCUCCAUUGGCGCAGGCUCAGACGUGGACACUGAGAACGAGGGGGUGAUGUCACCGGAACGUGCCAUGCGCCUCUGGGGCAGGGGUGUGAAGUCUGGCCGCAACUCCUGCUUGUCCAGCCGCUCAAACUCAGUCCUGACCUUGACCGACACAGAGCACGAGAACAAAUCAGACAGUGAGAACGGUUCUCCCAUGCCAUCCUCUCUCUCCAGUCCAUCAGUCACUGAGCAUUCCCAUUCUCAUCCACCCUCACCCAAUCUCCAUGACAACCAGAGUUCCGUCUUAAGUAAUGCCACCACACAGGCGUUGCAGGACUCUGAUUCGGAAGAAGAGUACACGUCCGUUCUCUAUAGACCCGUAACACAGCCUGCCCUCAGCCGCAGCUGUGAUGAGCAACCAUCCAAUCAGCACCAGCAGGGCCAGUCCACGCUGCCACCGGUGCCGCCCCCGCACAAGCAGCAGCCGUCGGUGACGGCGCUGAACCACAACUCUCUGAGCAGCCGCAGGAACGUGAGCCCGGCCCCUCCGGCCGCCCUCCCCGCCGAGCUGCAAACCACACCCGAGUCAGUGCCGCUGCAGGACAGCUGGGUCCUGGGCAGCAAUGUGCCGCUGGAGAGUAGGCACUUUCUCUUUAAGACAGGCACUGGCACCACUCCUCUGUUCAGCACGGCCACGCCAGGCUACACCAUGGCCACGGGGGGAGUCUACUCGCCCCCCACACGGCCCCUGCCCCGCAACACACUGUCUCGCAGCGCUUUCAAAUUCAAGAAGUCCCCCAAGUACUGCUCAUGGAGGUGCACGGCCCUCAGCGCCAUGGCUGUCUCCAUACUGCUCUCUGUACUGCUCUGUUACUGCAUUGCCAUGCAUCUCUUUGGAUUGAAUUGGCAGCUUCAAGAGACUGAGGGCUAUGCUUUUGAGAACGGCCAGGUCAAAUCUGACACCACGGCAACCAACGCAGUUACUGCCCUGUCUACCGAGAACAGAGUUUACUUUCAAGAGAAUAACACCAUAGACACAGGUGAGCUGGAUGUGGGCCGUAGAGCAGUACAGGAUGUCCCUCCAGGAACUUUUUGGCGCUCUCAGCUCUUCAUUGACCAGCCACAGUCCCUCAAGUUCAACAUCUCCGUCCAGAGAGGUGCCCUGGUGGGAGUCUACGGCCGGAAAGGCCUGCCGCCCACACACACUCAGUACGACUUUGUGGAGCUGUUGGAUGGCAGCCGUCUGAUAGCUAAAGAGAAGCGUGGACUGGUGGAGGUGGAAGGAGCAGCCAGAAAGGCCCGUUCAGUUAACAUUCAUGAGGCAGAGUUCAUCCGCUACCUGGACUCAGGCACCUGGCACCUGGCCUUUUACAAUGACGGCAAAAACCCUGAGCAGGUCUCCUACAACACCAUCAUCAUCGAUACCCUCACGGAGUGUCCACACAAUUGCCAUGGUAACGGAGACUGUCGCUCGGGAACAUGCCAUUGUUUCCCAGGGUUCCUUGGGCCUGAUUGCUCACGAGCCGCUUGUCCAGUGCUGUGCAGUGGCAAUGGGCAGUACUCCAGGGGGCGCUGUCUUUGUUACAGUGGCUGGAAAGGGACAGAGUGUGACGUUCCUAGCAACCAGUGCGUCGAUAUUCACUGCAGCGGACACGGAAUCUGCAUUAUGGGCACCUGCACCUGCAACACGGGCUAUAAAGGAGACAACUGUGAAGAAGUGGACUGCCUGGACCCAUCCUGCUCAUCUCACGGAGUGUGCAUUCAUGGAGAGUGCCACUGCAAUCCAGGAUGGGGCGGCAACAACUGUGAGAUCCUGAAGACCAUGUGUCCAGACCAGUGCUCGGGACACGGAACCUACCAGACGGAGAGCGGCACCUGCACCUGUGACACCAACUGGACUGGACAGGAUUGCUCCAUCGAGGUGUGUGCAGUGGACUGUGGCUCUCACGGUAUGUGUAUUGGAGGAAACUGUCGCUGUGAAGAGGGCUGGACUGGUUCGGUAUGCGAUCUGAAAGCUUGUCACCCACGCUGCACUGAACACGGUACCUGCAAGGACGGCAAAUGCGAAUGUCACCAGGGCUGGACCGGAGAACAUUGCACCGUUGAGGGAUGCCCAGGUCUGUGCAACAGUAAUGGACGCUGCACGCUGGAUCAGAACGGCUGGCAUUGUGUCUGCCAACAAGGCUGGAGAGGGGCCGGCUGUGACGUUGCCAUGGAGACUCUCUGCGCAGACGGCAAGGACAAUGAAGGAGAUGGCCUGGUGGACUGUAUGGAUCCGGACUGUUGCCUGCAGAGCUCGUGUCAGACUCAGCCCUUCUGCCGCGGCUCGCCUGACCCCAUCGACAUCAUCGGCCAGAACCAACCCACAAGCCCACAGCAAGCCGCCCAGUCAUUCUAUCAGCAAAUCAGCUUCCUCAUUGGCCCAGAGAGCACACAUGUCAUUAACGGAGACAACCCCUUUAAUAGAAGCCUGGUGUCGAUUGUCAGAGGGCAGGUGCUCACUGCAGAUGGUACACCCCUGAUUGGAGUCAACGUGUCCUUUGUGCACUACCCAGACCACGGAUUCACCAUCACACGGCAGGAUGGCAUGUUUGACAUUCUGGCUAACGGCGGAGCAUCACUGACGCUGAGCUUCGAGCGGGCACCGUUUCUGACGCAGUUCCGUACAGUAUGGAUCCCGUGGAACGUCUUCUACGUAAUGGACACACUGGUUAUGAAGAAAGAGGAAAACGAUAUCCCCAGCUGUGACCUGAGUGGCUUCAUUCGACCCAGCCCUCUCAUUGUGGCCACACCACUCUCUACAUUCUUCCGAUCCUCGCCCGAAAACGGCCCCAUCAUUCCAGAGACACAGGUUCUUCAGGAGGAGACGGCGAUUCCGGGUAGUGACCUGAACCUGAUGUAUCUGAGUUCGCGGGCGGCUGGCUACCGGCCAGUGCUCAAGGUGACCAUGACCCAAGCCACUAUCCCCUUUAACCUCAUGAAGGUGCAUCUGAUGGUGGCAGUGGUGGGACGUCUCUUUCAGAAGUGGUUCCCCGCAGAGCCCAAUCUGUCCUACACCUUCAUCUGGGAUAAAACGGAUGCAUACAAUCAACGAGUUUAUGGCCUGUCAGAGGCUGUGGUGUCUGUGGGAUUUGAGUACGAGUCCUGUUUGGAUCUGAUCUUGUGGGAGAAAAGAACAGCCAUCCUCCAAGGUUACGAACUCGAUGCCUCAAACAUGGGAGGAUGGACCCUAGACAAACACCACAUUUUAGAUGUACAGAAAGGCAUCCUUUACAAAGGCAACGGUGAGAACAUCUUCAUCUCCCAGCAGCCUCCAGUGAUCAGCACCAUCAUGGGUAAUGGGCGCCGGCGCAGUAUCUCCUGCCCCAGCUGUAAUGGCCAGGCUGAUGGCAACAAACUGCUGGCUCCAGUGGCCCUCGCCUGUGGAUCUGAUGGCAGUUUGUUUGUCGGUGACUUCAAUUACAUCAGACGCAUCUUUCCCUCGGGAAACGUAACCAGUGUUAUGGAGCUGAGAAAUAAAGAUUUCAGACAUAGCAACAAUCCUGCACAUAGAUACUACCUAGCAACAGACCCGAUGACAGGUCAGCUGUAUGUUUCGGACACCAACUCAAGACGGAUCUUUAGGCCGAAAGCCCUGACAGGAGCCAAAGAGCUGCUGCAGAACGCAGAGGUUGUGGCAGGGACCGGAGAGCAGUGUCUGCCAUUUGACGAGGCACGAUGUGGGGAUGGAGGCAAGGGCACUGAGGCACUACUGCUGGGACCCAAAGGCAUAGCUGUGGAUAAGAAUGGGUUCAUCUACUUUGUGGAUGGUACCAUGAUCAGGAAAGUAGACCGGAAUGGCAUCAUCUCAACACUGCUGGGAUCUAAUGACCUCACAUCUGCUCGGCCUCUGACCUGUGAUACCAGCAUGCAUAUUGGACAGGUGCGUUUAGAGUGGCCUACAGACCUGGCCAUCAACCCUAUGGACAACUCCAUCUAUGUGCUUGACAACAACGUUGUACUACAGAUAACCGAGAACAGGCAGGUGCGCAUUGUGGCAGGCAGACCUAUGCAUUGCCAGGUGCCAGGCAUCGAGUAUACCAUGGGAAAGCGUGCCAUCCAGACCACUCUAGAAGGAGCAACAGCCAUCGCUCUCUCCUACAGCGGUGUACUCUAUAUUGCUGAGACAGAUGAAAAGAAGAUUAACCGCAUCAGACAAGUCAGCACGGAUGGCGAGAUUUCUCACUUGGCAGGAGCACCCUCAGACUGCGACUGCAAGAAUGAUGCUAACUGUGACUGUUACCAGACAGGCGAUGGGUAUGCCAAAGACGCAAGGCUAAAUGCUCCUUCCUCUCUGGUGGUCUCUCCUGAUGGAACGCUCUACGUAGCUGACCUGGGAAACAUUCGAAUCCGUGCAAUACGUCACAAUCGACCUCCCCAAGGCUCUUUGGGUCUUUAUGAAGUUGCAUCACCUGCUUCUCAAGAACUCUAUGUGUUUGACUCCAAUGGAACGCAUCAGUAUACUAUGAGCUUGGUCACUGGUGAUUACAAGUACAACUUCAGCUAUAGCAAUGAGGAUGAUAUCACUGCUGUAACAGAUAGCAGUGGAAAUACGCUCCGGGUUCGUCGUGACCCCAAUCGAAUGCCAGUGCGUAUUGUUGCCCCUGACAACCAGGUUAUUUGGCUGACAAUUGGUACAAAUGGAGGGCUAAAGACCCUCACAGCACAGGGGCAGGAAUUGGUGCUCUUCACCUACCAUGGAAACAGCGGCCUGCUAGCCACCAAGAGCAUCCAAAUUGGCUGGACCACAUUUUAUGACUAUGACAGCGAGGGACGUCUGACAAAUGUGACAUUCCCCACUGGGGUUAUUACCAGUCUAAUUGGGGAGAUGGACAGAGCCCUAACGGUGGACAUUGAGACCUCAGGACGGGAUGACGAUGUCAGCAUCACCACCAACCUCUCCUCCAUUGAUUCUUUUUACACAUUAGUUCAAGAUCAACUAAGAAACAGCUAUCAGGUGGGCUAUGAUAACUCUAUGAGGGUCAUCUAUGCCAAUGGAAUGGACUCUCACUUCCAGACUGAGCCUCAUAUUCUUGCGGGUGCAUCCAACCCGACAAUGGCCAGAAGAAACAUGACACUGCCUGGAGAGAAUGGACAGAACUUGGUGGAGUGGCGCUUCAGAAAAGAACAGAAUAGGGGGAAAGUCGUAGUAUUCGGCAGGAAACUCAGGGUCAACGGUAGAAACCUGCUGUCUGUGGAUUAUGACCGCUCACUGCGCACAGAGAAAAUAUAUGACGAUCAUCGAAAGUUCCUUCUGAAGAUUAUGUAUGAUGCCUCUGGUCAUCCUACACUGUGGGUGCCCAGCAGUAAGCUGAUGUCUGUCAAUCUCACCUAUUCUGGCACUGGUCAGGUCACAAGCAUUCAGAGAGGCCCCACAGUCGAGAGGGUAGAAUAUGACAGCCAGGGACGCAUAGUCUCCAGAACCUUUGCAGACGGCAAAACCUGGAGUUACACCUAUUUGGACAAGUCUAUGGUGCUGCUUUUACACAGCCAGCGGCAGUACAUCUUUGAUUAUGAUCUGCAGGAUCGACUCUCCGCCAUCACUAUGCCAAGUGUGGCCCGUCACACCAUGCAAACUAUCCGCUCUGUUGGCUACUACCGCAACAUCUACAAUCCACCUGAAAGUAAUGCUUCAGUUACCGUGGACUACAGUGAGGAUGGCCAGCUCUUGCGGGUGGCACAUUUGGGCACUGGCCGGCGUGUCCUUUAUAAAUAUCGGAGACAGAACAAGCUGUCCGAGAUCCUAUAUGACAGCACACGGGUCAGCUUCACCUAUGAUGAGACAGCAGGUGUGCUAAAAACUGUCAACCUACAGAGUGAGGGUUUCAUUUGUUCUAUCAGAUAUCGACAGAUAGGUCCACUGGUGGACCGGCAGAUAUUCCGCUUCAGUGAGGACGGCAUGGUCAACGCCCGCUUUGACUACACCUAUGACAAUAGCUUCCGAGUCACUAGCAUGCAAGGAGUCAUCAACGAGACCCCCCUUCCCAUAGAUCUUUAUCAGUUUGAUGACAUUUCUGGCAAGGUUGAGCAGUUUGGGAAAUUCGGCGUCAUAUAUUACGACAUUAACCAGAUCAUAUCAACAGCUGUCAUGACCUAUACAAAGCACUUUGACGUCCAUGGUCGCAUCAAGGAGAUCCAGUACGAAAUCUUCCGCUCCCUCAUGUACUGGAUUACUAUCCAGUAUGACAACAUGGGCCGUGUCACCAAAAGAGAAAUAAAAAUCGGCCCUUUUGCCAACACUACCAAAUAUGGCUAUGAAUAUGAUGUAGAUGGGCAGCUGCAGACAGUCUACCUGAAUGAGAAAAUGAUGUGGCGGUAUAAUUACGACCUGAACGGCAAUCUACACCUGCUGAACCCUGGCAACAGUGCACGACUCACUCCCCUCCGCUAUGACUUACGGGACCGCAUCACACGACUGGGCGACGUGCAAUAUCGUAUGGAUGAAGAUGGCUUUCUGCGCCAAAGGGGUGUGGAGAUCUUUGAGUACAACUCAAAGGGCCUCUUGGUUCGAGUGCAUAGUAAAGCCAGUGGUUGGACCAUCCAGUACCGCUAUGAUGGGCUAGGAAGACGCCUGGCUUCUCGCAACACUCUGGGCCAGCACCUUCAGUUCUUCUAUGCGGACCUCAACUACCCAACUCGCAUUACCCACGUCUACAACCACUCCAGCUCUGAAAUCACCUCUCUCUACUAUGACCUACAAGGCCAUCUGUUUGCCAUGGAAAUUAGCAGUGGUGAGGAGUUUUACAUUGCUUGUGACAACACAGGAACACCACUCGCAGUCUUCAGCAGCAAUGGGCUUCUCCUCAAGCAGGUGCAAUAUACUGCUUAUGGGGAGAUCUAUUUUGACUCUAACCCUGACUUUCAAUUGGUUAUUGGAUUCCAUGGUGGCCUAUAUGACCCUUUGACAAGAUUGCUGCACUUUGGAGAGCGGGACUAUGACAUUCAAGCUGGCCGUUGGACCACCCCGGAUAUAAGCACCUGGACCAGGGUGGGAAAGGACCCAGCUCCCUUCAACUUGUAUAUGUUCCGCAAUAAUAAUCCCAUCAGCAAGGUGCAUGAGGUCAAGGAGUAUGUCACAGAUGUCAACAUCUGGCUGGUGACAUUUGGCUUUCACCUGCAUAAUGUCAUCCCAGGAUUUCCUAUCCCUAAAUUUGACCUUACCCAACCCUCACUGGAAAUGAGGAAGAGUCAACUAUGGGACGACCUACCGUCCAUCUCAGGGGUCCAGCAGGAGGUUAUGAGGCAGGCCAAGGCUUUCCUGUCUUUUGAGAGGAUGCCAGAGAUCCAGUUAAGCAGACGAUGUUCAAGCCGUGAAAAACCUUGGCUGUGGUUUGCCACAGUCAAAUCCCUCAUUGGUAAAGGUGUGAUGCUUGCCAUUACCAGCAAGGGCCAGGUGGCUACCAAUGCACUGAACAUAGCAAAUGAGGACUGCAUUAAAGUGGCCACUGUCCUCAAUAAUGCCUUCUAUUUAGAGGAUCUGCACUUCACAGUGGAAGGCCGCGAUACGCACUACUUCAUAAAGACCAGCUUACCUGAGAGUGACCUGGGUGCCUUGCGACUCACCAGCGGUCGCAAGAGUCUAGAAAAUGGUGUCAACGUAACAGUGUCACAGUCCACCACUGUGGUCAAUGGACGGACACGUCGCUUCGCAGAUGUGGAGCUGCAGUAUGGCGCAUUGGCUCUACAUGUGCGCUAUGGCAUGACACUGGAUGAGGAGAAGGCACGUGUCCUAGAGCAGGCACGCCAGAGGGCACUGUCAAGUGCAUGGGCACGGGAGCAGCAACGUGUACGUGACGGAGAGGAGGGAGUGCGUCUUUGGACAGAGGGGGAGAAGAGGCAGUUGCUCAGCUCUGGGAAGGUGCUGGGUUAUGAUGGCUACUAUGUACUAUCAGUGGAGCAGUACCCUGAACUGGCCGACAGUGCCAACAAUGUCCAGUUCCUAAGGCAGAGCGAGAUUGGGAAGAGGUAACAGUCUGCAAAGCACAGACUGUUCAUCAGACUAAUGCCCUUCUGUUCCACAAGCUCCUCUCUCCCAUGUACACACUCCCAGAGACUAAAGGGAAAGGGUUUUUGUUUGAGAAGUGAAGAGUUGUGCCUAAGUGCCACACACAAUGCAGUUAUACAAAAAAUACCUGAGGCACUUCCUCUCAUUGACUAAACACACCCCCAUUCUACAUAUUUGUUAACAUUAUUGCAAUGGAUAAUGGACUCUCUAAAAGAGCUACCCAAGAAAAAACUCAAUAAUGAUUGUUUUUUUGUCUUUUUUAUAUAUAUAAAACUUAAAAGGUAUCUUGGUCAGUGAUAAAAUGGAGAGAAAAAAAGGCAAAUGCGUUUACAUGCAAAGAGAACUGUAUCCAGAUGAACUAAUAUAAUGCCUUUUUGCAAAGCAGUGACUGUAAUUCAGUGGUUUGUACUGUCCUUAUUCUCAGCAACAUGUUUUGUCGGCUAGUGAGGACUGGGGUUUCAAGACUGAGCUAGUUGAUGAUUUCUCUUCUGCUUGGGUUUCUUAAGGGACACAGCUGUGGUUCAUAUAAUCAAAACUGAGUGUACUCAUUCCUGGUCACUCUCUCAUUCCUGAACCAAACCAGGUGGUGAAUAGAGUGGAAACUGGCAGAACAAAAUAUAUAAAUAUAUAUCUCAUAACUGACCAGUACUUUGACAAGAGAUGUUAGAAUACCUUUAUGGAUUUUUUUUAAGUAAAAAAAACACCACUUAUCCGUACAACAACAUUAGUCGCAGAGAAAGUAAUUUAUGUACAGUGUUUAUACAUAAAAAUAAAAUCUUACAAAUAUUGAGA
Carassius gibelio (silver crucian carp) is the source of this 9944-nucleotide messenger RNA. Its product is annotated as teneurin-3. The record is from RefSeq and is a predicted model, not a curated record. Lineage: Eukaryota; Metazoa; Chordata; Actinopteri; Cypriniformes; Cyprinidae. Bases 804 to 9116 code for a protein of 2770 amino acids. The transcript is spliced from 30 exons. Gene Ontology annotation, molecular function: cell adhesion molecule binding; protein heterodimerization activity; protein homodimerization activity. Gene Ontology annotation, cellular component: neuron projection; membrane. Gene Ontology annotation, biological process: neuron development; heterophilic cell-cell adhesion; signal transduction.